AUGCCUCCCAAACGCUCUGCUUCGAACACUUCUUCUAGCAGCUCUAAGAAAGCCAAAAUGGAUAGCGACGCGAAAUCGCGCGACCCCCGCACAAUGAAGAGCGAGCGCUGGUCGCGCGUCUCUGCAUCCAGCAAUGCCGACGCUGCAUACAAGUCUUCCAUCGAGGAUCCCGUCAAGGCAUAUUCCUAUGUCUGCAUCUGUCGACCGCCCUUCGACGAUGGAGACGACCGGGAAGGUGAAAACGACCGGGAAGAUGAAGACGACCGGGAAGAUGAAGAUGACUUCAGCGAGUCUUCUUCCAACAAUUCCUCCUGCGACGCGGGAAAAACAUGCCUGUGCAACAAGCCCGCAGCAGAGCACCCCGAUCAUCCUUGGAUUUUGACCAAUGCGGGCAAGAGCAAGUGGUCCACUCAGCAUCUUUUUCUGGACCUUCGAUGCCCAGACGCCUUCAACAUGUAUACCUUCAACGACCAUGAGGGCUAUGGCGCGCUCGAGGUCGUGCAAAACCUAUUCAUUGAUUAUAUCGAGGCCUUUUUUAUUGGCAAGAGCAGCCCCUUGAACUUGCGCCUUGACGUCCACGCUACUAUUUUAUUGACCGGACGCAUGUUCCUCGCGAUGCUCGCGAAGCUUGAGCACCUCAAUCUCCUGAAGCCAGAUUCCGAAGUCAAAAAUCUCGGCCUCAUAAUGGCCCUCUACAUCAAGCUUGCUUCCACCGAGGACAUCUCCGGCUACGGCGAUGUCACCGAGGAGAUCAAGAAAAAUAAAGGAACCGACGAGACCUUCACCUUCCUUCGGUCUGACUUCGCCUCCCACAUCCUCGCCUACGCCAAGAGAUACAACAUCAAGCUUGUCGGGCCCACAGACAUUGACGACAUCGUCGAGGACCUGGAUGACGAAGCUGAACUGCCCGAACGCGAUGAAGACCCCUUCGGUGACCCCUGGAACUUGGCCGACGCUAACAAAGAGUAUGUUGAGAGCCACGCCUCCUACCACGACGGGCGGAAAGGGUGGAAGACCCACAUUGGCGGCGAUGCCCUGGACAUUACCACCUGGAGUUCAGCAGACCGCAAGAAGGCGAGCUUUGACGGUAAGGACCCCCUCAAGAAGGAGGAACUUGACGCCAUCAAGAAGGGGAUGAUCUUGCAAUUGGCUUAG
This is a messenger RNA of Aspergillus thermomutatus, 1155 nucleotides long. RefSeq lists its product as uncharacterized. The transcript is spliced from 3 exons. The record is from RefSeq and is a predicted model, not a curated record. Lineage: Eukaryota; Fungi; Ascomycota; Eurotiomycetes; Eurotiales; Aspergillaceae. The coding region runs from base 1 to 1155 and encodes 384 amino acids.